AUGAUAAAAUGGGACAACACUGGUGUAUCAAAUGUGGCCGGAGAGAUAGCUUUGCUUUGUGGAUUGGUCAUGUGGGUGACAACAUUUCCUCGCAUUAGGAGAAAGAUUUUCGAGCUCUUCUUCUACACACAUUACCUCUACAUCCUCUUCAUCUUCUUCUUUGUGCUUCAUGUUGGAAUCCCUUUUGCUUGUAUGAUGCUCCCUGGUUUCUACUUGUUCUUGGUUGAUCGAUUCUUGAGGUUCUUACAGUCCCGACAAGGUGUUCGUCUAGUGUCCGCUCGUGCUCUGCCAUGUGAGACCCUAGAGCUCAACUUCUCCAAAAGCCGAGGUCUUAAGUACACUCCUACGAGCAUCAUGUUCAUCAAUGUCCCCACUAUUUCGAAACUGCAGUGGCAUCCUUUUACAGUCAGUUCCAACAGUAAUUUGGAGCCGGAGAAGCUGAGUGUCAUCUUUAAAGGGGAAGGAAGUUGGUCCAAGAAGCUUUACCAGAUGCUAUCAUCCCCGUCUUCUAUUGAUCACCUCAACGUCUCCGUUGAGGGACCUUAUGGACCUGCAUCCACUGAUUUUCUAAGGCAUGACACACUUGUGAUGGUGAGUGGAGGCAGUGGCAUUACGCCUUUCAUUUCUAUCAUUAGAGAGCUCAUCUAUAUAAGUGAAACCUUGAAGUGCAAAACUCCACAGAUUCUUCUCAUAAGCUCAUUCAAGAAUUACUCAGAACUUACCAUGCUUGACCUACUCCUCCCAAUUUCUGGCACUCCCUCUGAAUUCUCUAACUUGAAACUACAAAUCGAAGCUUAUGUAACAAGAGAGAAACAACCCAUGACAGAAAACAAGAACAUUCAAACAAUAUGGUUCAAACCCAAUCCAUCGGACGCUCCCAUUGCUCCAUUGUUAGGCCAAAACAGUUGGCUAUGGCUUGGUGCAAUAAUAUCAUCAUCCUUCAUCAUCUACCUUCUAUUCAUGGGGAUUUUGACCCGAUAUUACGUUUAUCCGAUCGAUCACAACACAGGAAAAAUCUUUUCAUCCUCUACAAGAGCUGUGCUUAACAUGUUGUUCAUAUGUAUCUGCAUAGCCAUCACAGCUUCUGCAGCUUUUCUGUGGAACAAGAAGCAAAAUGCCAUGGAAACUAAGCAGAUUCAGAACAUGGAAGGGACAACACCAACAGCUUCACCAAACUCAUGGAUCUAUAAUGCUGAUAGGGAACUGGAAUUGGAGAGCUUGCCACAGCAGUCUCUUUUCCAAUCUACCAAUGUGCACUUUGGAGGCAGACCAGACCUAAAGAGUAAGUUCUUAAUUUGCANCAUAUGUAUCUGCAUAGCCAUCACAGCUUCUGCAGCUUUUCUGUGGAACAAGAAGCAAAAUGCCAUGGAAACUAAGCAGAUUCAGAACAUGGAAGGGACAACACCAACAGCUUCACCAAACUCAUGGAUCUAUAAUGCUGAUAGGGAACUGGAAUUGGAGAGCUUGCCACAGCAGUCUCUUUUCCAAUCUACGAAUGUGCACUUUGGAGGCAGACCAGACCUAAAGAGAAUUUUAUUCGAGCGCAAAGAAUCGAGCAUUGGUGUGCUUGUUUGCGGACCCAAGAAAAUGAGGCAUGAGGUUGCUGGCAUUUGUUCUUCUGGUUUGGCUGCUAACCUCCAUUUUGAGUCUAUCAGCUUCAGGGUUCUACCUGAAAGCUGUGUAGCCAUGCAGAAGGUAACACAAAUAGGAAGCAUGCGCAAUGAGACUUCAGGGCAAAUUUCUCCUCCUACUAAUGGCGUUGGUCCACUGAGGGAUCAUGCACAAAGUAUGUCAUUACUUACAUUUAAGAAAGAACAUCCACCAGCAAAAUAUCGUGCUCGUAUUGUUGUUUUAAAUGUUAUGUACACGUAA
Ilex paraguariensis (yerba mate) is the source of this 1872-nucleotide messenger RNA. The record is from the annotation of a GenBank genome assembly. NCBI's taxonomy places the organism in Eukaryota, Viridiplantae, Streptophyta, Magnoliopsida, Aquifoliales, Aquifoliaceae.